Messenger RNA from Theobroma cacao (cacao), 2776 nucleotides. RefSeq lists its product as uncharacterized. Lineage: Eukaryota; Viridiplantae; Streptophyta; Magnoliopsida; Malvales; Malvaceae. The record is from RefSeq and is a predicted model, not a curated record.
AACAGAAGUGAAAGACUGUGGCUUUCAACUUACCCAUAAAGCUAGUCAGACUCGGCCAUUGUCCCAUUACCGUAACUAUCAAUACCGUAGAAACCGACGGCUGUUCCAUUCUUGUCCGGUGCCAAGAAAUUUCUCCGGGCUAAGUGGGGAUUCCGGAACCUGACUUCUCUUGUUUCCUUAACGCCUAAGUUCCCACUUCCCCUUCUCAACUGAUCAAGUCAAUUUCCUGUAAAAAUCCAGGUUUUUAUUCACUUAUCCUGGAAAGUACGCUGCUCUUCUAAAUCUUGAAAAUUCCCUAUUUUUAAUUAUAAGGUCAUAAGUCUUGGACUUUGCUUCUUUGUGUUUUUUUCUUUCCCUUUCUUCAUGUACUGUUAGAGUUUACUUAGAAUUCUGUGUUGUUACUGUAUUUCUCAUGGUGGGUUGUUUUUCCUGGGCUAAUUCUUGGCACCAAAUUACUACAGAGAUUGCUUUUAUUUUCCUUGGUUUUUCACUCUUAUUACAUUCACUAGAGUUGCAUUUCUGUGGGGAUCUUGAGCGCUUCAAAUUCUAAUGGUUUCCCGUACAAUUCCUUCAUGGACCUUAUUUGGUCUUAUAAGAGCUUUUCUUGACGUUGCUGUAGCUUAUUUCCUUCUAUGUGGAUCAACCUUAGGGUUUUUUGCUUGGAAAUUUUAUCAUGUUUUUGGACUUUAUUACUUGCCUUGUCCUUGUACUGGGUUUUUUGGGUACCAAAAUAGCAACCUCUGCUGGCAUAAGCUGCUCAUUGAAUGGCCGGCAAGAAAGAUCUAUUCUGUUCAAAAGUUGGCUUUGAAUAGGUUCCCUUUUAACCUAGUUUGGUUCAAUGAUCAAGAGUGCAAUUUGAAUGCCAAGUACAUUAAAGAUAGAAAAUUUGGCAAUGGGGUUAUUGAAUCGGAUGGUGAAGCAUGUUCUAGUUCACCUUCAGGUUUAAGAUUGCGAACUAUGGUGGAUAAAGAGAGUGGAUAUGAUGCCAAGGGAAAAAAAAUUAUAAAUCAGAAGCAGAAAUCUGGAAUUCGGCGAUGUAGGAGAGCUGCUUUUGGUUAUGGAAAAUCUUCUCCAGUUUUGUUGUCUGGUAAUUUCUCAUCAGCUGUUGCUGGUGUUUCAUGUUCCUCUUAUAAUGGCGGUGAAACGAGGAGCGAAAUUAGUGAACAUUUGGGUCCAGUUAGUGAAAUAGACGAUAGUUUUCCUGAUAAUAAAAAUAAUCAAACUGGCACUGAUGGGGGUGACGGAACCUGGCAUGGUUUUGAAUUUAGCAAUGGAGAGGAAAAAGUUUCAACUUCUAUGAAAAAAAUCAAUUGUAACACCAACGGAAAAUUGGGGAUUACUGGAGAUGAAGCAAAUCGGAUCAGAAUGUUGGAACAAGCUCUUGAGGAAGAAAAGGCUGCAUAUGCUGCUCUAUACCUGGAGUUGGAGAAAGAAAGGGCUGCUGCUGCUACUGCUGCUGAUGAAGCCAUGGCAAUGAUUUUGCGUCUACAAGAGGAUAAGGCAUCAAUAGAAAUGGAAGCAAUGCAAUAUCAAAGGAUGAUAGAAGAAAAAUUUGCUUAUGAUGAAGAAGAGAUGAACAUUCUAAAAGAGAUCCUUGUUAGGAGGGAGAAGGAGAAUCACCUUUUGGAGAAAGAAGUUGAAGCUUACAGGCAGAUGAAUAUUCUAGAAGAUUUGCAGCAGGAGCAUGACUUGAGUUAUAAUUUGAGUAAAGGGCAACAAACGCCUUUGGUCUCAGUUGGUUUAGAUGAAGAUCCACUGCUAAUGAUGAAUCAGAUGGGGAAUAGUGGAUACACUAGAAAGAAGGAAGUGGGCAAAGGUUCUAGUUGGCCUUCAAAAAAUGAGGUUCCAUCAGCUGGAAAACGAAGUCAUACUGUGGCUGUCAAUUUAGCAGGGAAAGGAAAGGCACAAGUUGAUGAUGCCAUAGUAUGCCAAGCAAUAGCAACCAAAGCAGCCCAAAAUGUCUGUAGCAUUGAGAAAACUUCUUUAAGUGAAGAAGGGCUUGAGAGUAAUGCAGAACUUGGGGAUCAACUAGGAAGCAAUCUGCACAAUUCCACACUUGAUAUGGAACCAGAUAUAUAUGAUGUCCAUGUUGUUGAUGAUACACUAGACAUUCCUAGGGAGGAGAAUAUAAAAGAAAGCACAUUGCCAACUUUUUCUGCUUCAGAUCACAAAAACUCGCUAUGUGACUCAGGGAGGAGUUCUUUCUGUGCAGUCAGUAAUGAAAGGUUGGAGAUUGAUGCUGAAAUUGAAUGCCUUAGAGGAAGGCUACAAGUAGUGCAAGGGGAAAAAGAGAAGCUGACUUUCUCUGCAGAUCAGAGGGAAAGGUUAGAUACCCAGUUAAAACUCAUUGAGGAGAUGGUAAACCAGCUUCGAGAAUUUCAGCAGCUAAAGGAGCCUGUUCAACAGAGCUCUGUACCUCCUUUGGCUUCAUCUUCUAAGGUCAGCUCAAAUCGGAGAUGCUGCCGAAGUGCAUCAGAUGAAAUGGAUGGUAGUGCCUAAGCCAUGUGCAGUUAGUUAACAAACAUGUUUCCUUUCCUUUGUGCACUGGGUAUGUGUCCAGUCCCGUUUUAGAUAGAAAUUUUGUUGAUAAAAAUCUGUAAAGUCCAUACAAGUUAGUUGCCUGUUGAAAAACUGUAAGUAAAGCUUUUAAUAUGUUAGUCUCAGUUAAAUAAAUUAGAGUAGCUUCAAAGUUGUCUCUAGGCGUCGGUCCAAUUUUUGGUCGCCCUAUAAAUAUAUAAUGAAAUGAUCAAAGCAAACUUUGAUCACUUAUUUAUCA